UUUCUGCGUUAGUUGUGAAACGUCGGUGAUCUCGUAAACACUCGUUUCAGUCGGGAAGGUGUUUUUUGUUGUUUUGCGCGUUUUUUAUGUGAAGAUACUAAGCGGAAAGAAGCUCUGCUGAACAUUUGCUGUGGAAUUUGUAUAAAUAAACAAUAUUCAUUUCGAGAAUACGAAACAAUCGACCAAUACGAACGAAAAACUCGAGUACUACUUGUUGAGAAUACGGGAGUUCGAGUGAAGUGAGUUAGUUUUUUUUUUUUUGGGACUCGUGGUGGGUGAUGAUCAGGUGAAUUGAGGAAUUUUGGAUGGAUUCACACCCGGUUCGAAAAUGAUUCAACCUGCGUGGCGCUGGAAGAAGAGAAUCUGGUGACUUUUUUGUAUACUGAAUCGGUAUCACAGCCGACGGACGACGGUGAAUUUCGGCAGUAAGGGAAACGUCAGAAAAAUUAACAUAUUCACACGCAAGCAGUUUUGAUCGAGCGCACGGUGCGCAACAGGUUUAGCAGGCCUGAUUGGUUGGUUAACGCGAGGGUGCUUGUGUUUUUUUGGUUCAUACGAUACUGCGGGUUUUGCUAGUAGUGUGGCUGCGUACGUGUGUGAUGGCAAUGCGCUGACGAUUUAGCGAGCCAGUGUCGUUAGGGAAACCGGAGUGAAUGAGUGAAGAAAUAAAUCCAUGGGAUCGGUGUGGAAGGAACGUGAAUAACGCGAUAAUAUCGCCGACGUUCAUUUACGCUUGUGAGACGCGAGCGAUUUCUAAUGAAUUAAUGAUGUGGCUCUAAAGCUGUCCCAUGGUGGAUCAAGUUUGGUACGAUUUGGACAGCUGUAAUAUUCAUUAGAAAGCCGUCAAGUGGCAUGUCUGGUUACCCUGGUCAAUAACUCCUGGAACCUAUUGUAGUGUGCGGCAGUGUGAAUUGAGGCAAGCAGAAAUAUAAGCAAAUAAUAAAUAUUUGUAUGGUUUGGAAGGUUUGGAAGUGGUUGAGGGUUUGCGCGAGCGCCACUUGGUGGUGAAGAGAAGGCAGGAACGUAGAGAAGGCGAAAAGGCGAUCCAACCUAGCCGAGGUGCUGCAACAAGUGAAUGGAUGGAGUUAACUAGCCCAAGCGAAGGUUUUAUGUGGCCAAGUUUUAAUCACCACGCUAGGCAAAUGUAAUUGUAUGCUGAUUGAAUGGAAGUGAGCUUGAAGAGGAAGUGAUACAAAUUGUUAUUCGUACAGGUGUUUGAAGGUGUUACGUUAAUUAGAUUUCACAUUUAUCGAUCGAUUUCGAGGCAAACCAGUGGAAAACAAAACAGAAAGGAGCCAGUUUUUGAUGACCGGGAAGAAACAGACCCAGGGAAGGAAACACGAAGCUUUGGAUUAAUUUUCCCUGUUUCUCGGUUUCGUUAUGUUAUUUUGUUUUCGACAACAGCUAAAAUGCUUCGAAAGCCUCAAUGUGUGCGUUGCGAGUGGUUGGUGAGCUCUCGAGCAUAAACACAGUGAUUGAAAAAAUGUGUUCCCAUUGAAUUUGACCGUCAAUAUUUGGAGACGACGAAAAAUUUUCAAUUUCGUUCAAUUUCGGUUAAGUGAGGUUUAAUUUUACUCUCGAUCGGUUUGAGUUAUUUUUUGCUGGUUUUUUGUUUUGGUGCUGUGAAGAAGCAUCCUCCAACCGACGACGGCAACAAAAGAAGAGAUUCCAGCGGAAUCGAAGCAAAAGGAAAUAUUUUUGAUUUUUUCGCUGAGUGGUGAUCAUCGAUCGGUCGCUUUUUAUUUCAUCUGGCUCAGCCCCUGGAAUUGUGUGUAAAGUGGAGAAAAUUCGAAACGAUGGGUAGCCGCAACUUGGAGUGUCGUAAAUUUUCACCAAACAUCUUUAACAAGAGCAAAUGUACACACUGUUUUCGCCAGCGCGAGGAGCACAGUGCGGCUGCCUUGGAAUGCAAUCGGGCAACGAGAAAGGUGUCAAAACGUGGAUAUUUAUUCGUGGCACCCGACUGGGACUUCAGCAACCCGCUCUACAGAACAAAGCGAUGGCAGCGAAGGUGGUUCGUCCUGUACGACGAUGGGGAGCUCACAUAUUCGGUGGACGAACACCCGGAGACGAUUCCCCAAGCCAUAAUCGACAUGACCAAGGUACUGGAGGUAACCACAGCCGAAGAUGUUACUAGUCAUCCACACUCAAUUGCCAUUACCGCACCGGAGCGAGUCACAUUCGUGAAGGGCACCUGUCCAGAGGAAACCAAAUGGUGGUUCAACGUGCUAUCGGCCUUCCCAAAAUCAAAGGGUCGACACAAACGAAAUGCAACGUUUCCCGGUGGCCAAGCAACAACAAUCCUGCAGUCGCAACCUCCAUCAGCCGGGCGGAAUCGGCACAAUUCGUACCACAAAGACAUGCUGCCAUCACCCGUCGUGGCUAAUCUGGAGGCCUUGACGGCGCCUUGCUCCUGGAAUCCCGCGGCCACUGACGAGAACAAUCUAAAUGCAAAUAACGAGAACAGCGGUCCAGGCAAUUCUACAACAACGUCGACCACCACCGGUAGCAAUCUCGGUGGCAGCAAUAACAGCAACAACGUGAACGCCAAAGUCUACAGCGAUCAACCCGUUUCGUCGAAAUCGCCACCCACCAGAGAUAAAUUACAUCCCGAAGGCAAAGCUCAGGCACGUAUCAGGAACCGCAAUCGAUCAUCGCUGGAUGCAACCGACUCAGCAUCCAUGUGCUAUCUGCUAGACGACGUUCGGCGCGAUGAGAAACUGAAAGACAUAGCCAACACGAUCACCAAUGUGAACCGUUGGAGCUCGCCGUGCAUCGCCGACAGUAUCCCGUUGACGGUGGUCGGAGUGUCCCCGGAUGAGAAACCCACCCGAGAUGAGAACACAGUUCCUCCACAGUACAGUGCUAAGUCAACCGGCCAAAUGCGACCACAGUCCCUGACGAUUCCGUCUACUGCUCCGGCCAUCGUUUCUGCCAUCGUUAAGAAGAUACCCACCGGUAUCAGUAGUUCCACCAAGUCUGACCUGUCGAAAACCCACCAGAAAUCUAUCUCUAGUCCCAAGUUGAAACCUAGUCAAACUCACGAACGAGGCGAUCCCGAUGGGGACUGUGGCCUCGACGAUGCCCCUGCAAACUAUCUCUCGAAAAACUCCGAACUCCGAGUUACCAUCCCAUCAACGGAAGAGCUAAUCAACUCGAAAAAAGGAUGGCUCAUGAAACAAGAUAGCCGCUCUAGCGAUUGGAGCAAGUAUUGGUUCUCGUUACGAGGGGCUGCCUUGUUCUAUUAUCGAGAUCCUGUAGCCGAGGAGAAGGGUGUACUCGAUGGUGUGCUGGAUGUUAAUAGCAUUACCAGUAUAACGGAAGUACCCGUUGCUAGGAACUACGGAUUUCAGUUGACGACAUGGGAUAACAGACGCAUCGUUUUGUCCACUGUAACCAUCAGCAAUCGAAACAACUGGAUAAAUGUGCUCAAGAAUGCAGCCGGAUUACCUCAGACCAAAGUUACACUGAAUAACAACAACCUGGGACUAAACAAUCAAAACGAUGAAAACUUCAAAACGUUAACCGACAAACCUCCGUUAGAGAUAGAAAUCAUAGACAGCAACCCGACGCAGGACAAGAUUGGCAGUAAUAAUACCGGAACCGUAAACAAUCGCGUCAUUACUGAGGCUACACAAGGAGAAGAUCAAGUGGACUGUAAGCCACUACAGAAAAAUCAAGACGUAGUUGUGCAUCUCACCAAAUCAAAUAGCUCGUGCGACGUUCUGAACAAUAACCUUCCGCAAAAGCCAACCAGUACAUCGACAGUCACGAGUCCUGUAACGCCCGUAACGCCAAUCACGCCCAAGUCCAUGCUGUUCUCUUCCGACGAGGAGUACCGCACUGCAUCCGAAGGAGGUCGGAGGGACAGUGUCGGCGAUUGGGGCUCACCAGUAUCUCCUUCCCCGCCAGUGCCACUUUCAGCGAUAGCUAGAACCAAAGAUAGAUUAAGAACAUCCCACAACCGAUUACACAAGCGCAGCCGAUCGUCACCUCCGUCGUCAAGGCGCAGUACAAUCGAAAGCGUGCAAUCGGAAGACCUCCCACUCAUCAACCCCGUUCAGGAAGAAGUCUGCAUGGAUAAGGAACUUCAGCUGAGGUUACAAGCUGCCGAAAAAGAACUGUCGAUCCUGCGAGAGGAAACUCACGAGCGAGAAGCCCGAAUGUCUGACCUGCUAGCCACACUCGAACGAACAGAACAAGAAUUGACACGGAAACGAGAAUGUGAAGAAAAUCGGGAUAAACUUGUGUCGCAACUCGAUGCCAGUAGGGCCAAUGCUCAGGAAAUCAUCGACAGGAUAACGGUGGAGCUUGAUAAUAGUCGCGACACGGUUAAGGAACUGGAAGAUCGUCUAGCGCGUGGCAUCGAAGAGAAUGAAUCCCUCUAUAAGAAAAUCAGAGAAUUCGGCAUUUCUAGUCCUGCAUCCAGCUUGUGUAGUCUCAAUACCAAAACGGGUAAAAUGCGACGGAUGGAUUCGUUUAGCGAUUUGACUAGUCUGAAUGAGGUUGACCCAAACACGUUGGACAAGGACAUGCUUGCAGAUGAGUACCACGAGUUGAGGGCACGUUUCGAGAAAGCAGUCAGCGAACUCAAAGCAAUGAAACGUGAACUCAAGGACUCUCACAAAAUGUACGAUGAUCUUGAGAUAUCUUAUGCCACGUUAAAACGGGAGAUCGAACGGCACCAAAAGGAGCAAGAGUCACAAACGAGGAUGAUGGCUGACAGAAUACAGGACAUGACCAACAAGUACACCAACGCUGAAAAACAGGUCAGACUUCUUCGACAGAAACUGGUCAGAAAUGAGAAGCGGAGGUCACUAUCGCUGAAGGGUAAAGAAUCGCUCACAAUCCAGAAAGAAUUGGAAGAGAAAGUUACAGAGCUGGAGCACAAGAUCGACGCUUUAGAACAGGGAGCAGUGAUAGCUGAAGUGGCGGAGGCCCAAGGUGGAGCAUCUGAGCUGAAAAGCGUGAAACGAGCGUCAACCAGAUUACGAAGGAAGAGCUUGGAUAGUGCUACAAUCUCUUCGCAGCCAAUGCAAGUUCUGCUCCGGUUGAAUAACUUAGAAAAACGUGUCGACACUGUGAAGGCUACUGCCGGAGAAAUUUUGGCUAUCCCUGGCUCUAGUGAAAGCGUGAACACUGCGGGAACGAUAAGUAGCGGAAGCACUAGCAGUAUCAGCAGCGUCGGUAUUGUCAAAACUACCACUAGCACUAGUCCAAAGGUUUCCGAACACCUAAUGGAUCGGUUGAAAAGUUUAGAAGGUGUAGUCAUUUCCGUUCGUGACCUUGUCGACCAAAGUAUGCGUCAGUUCCAGAACCUGAGGUCUUCCCGAUCUCGACGGUCUGUUUCACCGAUUGCUGACAAAAAGGAUUCUUUUAAAUUCAUAGAAAGGUGUCUAUCAGAAGUCUCCAAGCUGUUACGGGAUAGUUGCGAGCAUUGCGUCAUACAAGAUUGUUCGUUGAAUAACAACAUCGUCCUGCUACCGGAAACCAAUCCGAUCAAGUUGGCACUCACACAAAUGGAAGGCCAACUUAAAAAUAAGCUCUGUGAUCUGCUGAAACAACGACGAAUGCUGCGUGAAACAAAUGGCCUGACGCAAAAGAAAGAUAUGGAGCUCCUAGCUGAACGAAUCGCCUUCGAAACUGUAUGCUUCGGACGGAUGCGGAACGCACUGGAACGGGCAGAAGGCAUGAAGGAACAUGAAGAAAAACAAACCAAAGUAGAAGUGUCUGAAACGAUACAGCUGAUGGCAAUGCUCAAGGCAAAACUUGCCGGAAAAUGUGGUAUCAAGCCCAACAGCAGCAUAGAUGUGCUUGCCAGUGUUUUGGCUAGAAAACUCAUGUUGUCAGCUGGUCGAACCAGUAACAUAAGGUCGCUCAACUUCCCUGCCAUCAACAGUAAUUUACUGGAUGAUUUACUUCGUCAGCAGAACGAAGUUCAUAUGGUAGCUAAACGGUACAAAACGACCGUUAUGGAAAAUCUAGCGUACGGCUUAGCUGCCGAAACGCUGAGUUAUAUUUCUUCAUCAAAUGAAACUAUUCAGGGAGCCGUGCAGGAGGCUUGGCGGCAAGCCCAGGAAGCAGUUAACGCUGAAUUGGUACAGUCGGAAAUCGCGCACAUCAUGAUGCGAAGUGCUCAACGGUACGAAAACUCGCUGACACCUGCAUUUGGCUAUGCAUUGUCUACGGAUGAGCGAAUAACAUUUGAAAACUUUGCUGAUGCCGUUCAGGACGUUCUACGAAGAGAAAUGGAACUGGCGGUAACUCAGCUGACGGAGUGCUACGAAGAAAGUCUAGCGAAGAUGAAACGUGGUCAGUGGAGGCUUCAUUUGGAACAGGAACGGAAACCAAGCGAAGGGCGGCAGCUAUUGGCAGAAUUUGCUGACAUAAUUGCACACAAAGCUUUGAUCGAUGCUCGAGUUCAAAUUCUAAAAGGAGACUACGUCCCUGCCAAAAUCAAACUGAUUAAUGAGGAUAGCAACAGCUUCAGCGUUGUUGCACUGAAGAAAUACGAAAAUUUAUACACUGAUCUCACCGCUGAUCUUGAAAUCGCCAAUUCCGACGACAUCCUCGCUGAAGCAGAUUUCAACUUCAUGUAUAAAUAUUUCGUUAACGAACAUUUGACUAACAAAACAGAUAUCAAGGAAAUAUCUGCCAUUCUGAAUGAAUUGGAACGAUCUGUGGUAUCGCUGCAGAAUACGAUGGUUCCGGAUAACGUGUUGAUCGCCAGUACGGUAGAUGUCGAUAGUUUACGAAGCAUUCAUGCCAGAUGUGCGGAAAUUCAAAUUCGUAUAGAUUCUUUGAUUGAGACAGCCAAAUCUAUUCAAGCUCAAUGCGACGAAUGUGACAGACUGCAAAUUACACUUCACCAACUGACUGAUCGGCACGAAACCGACAUCGCUAGCUUAAGGCGACAGAAUGAAGAACAGGUUUGCCUGUUAACCAGAACGAUUGAUGAGCAAAAACAGCUUAUCAAGAGCAUCGAAAACGAAAAGACAGAAAUUCAAGAGAGGUUGAGAAAUGAGAAAAAUGUCCUGAAGCUUCGCGAAAAGGAAUUCAAUGAUCUGAACAGCAAGCUUCAAGAAUACGAAACAAUGUGCCAUGAGAAGGAUAAGGAAAUUGAAGAUCUUUUAGAUAACUUCGACGAGGAACGUAAAAAGUCCAAGGUGCUACGGGACAAGUAUGAAGAGCUGUCGAACAACUUCCAAAAGAAUACCGAAGAAUAUGUCGAGCUUGAAAAGGAGCGCGAUUAUCUGUUCGAGCAGAUCCGAAAGGAGAAGGAUCACGUUAAAAAGUUGGAAAAACAGUUGGAGAUGCUCGAAGCCGAACACGCCCAGCAGGUAGACAAUCUGCAUGCUGCGUAUCGAGAGCAACAGAUGGCCAAUGAAAUUGACUCACAGAAGGACAAAGACGACGAGGAUAGCUUGCGUCUGAAGUACCAGGCGGAAAUCGAGCAACUCAGGGCUUUAUGUGAAAAAGGUCUCGCAGCAAUGGAGGCAUCGCACAAGCGAAUUAUUCACGAUUUGGAAGAGAAGCAUCAACAUGAAAUUGCGCAGCUGAUAGUGGAAAAGGAGCAAGCACUUGCCGAAGAAACUCAGGCAACAUUGGCAGCACUGGAUGCAAUGCGCAAAGCUCAUCAGAAUGAAGUCCAGCGUGAAGUUGCCCGAUUCAAGCAAGAGUUUUUGAAACAAUUUCAGAAAGGUGGCCAAUCGCCAACUUCCGUAAAAGAGAAAGAGCAAGAGUUGGAGGAAGUUCGGCAGGAGAUCUUGUCUCUAUCGGAGAAGUAUUCGAUGAAGUGUGUGGAAACGGCUUCACUCGAAGAGAAGCUGAGAAUUGCAUCGCAACAGCUGAAAUAUUCGCAGCAGCACAUUCAGCAGCUCGAUGUUAGAAACAAACAGCUAAGGGCACACUUUGUAUCAGGCGACUCGACUGAUUCCGUCUCAACGCCGAAGGUAUCCACAACGCAAAGCUCGCAUGAUGAUGCGAACGGUAAGAAGACCUCAACCGACGGUAGCCGACAUCAUUCGCUUUCAACGGUGAUCAAAGCAGCAGCCAACAACGGUGGUUCCGUAGCAUCCAGCCACAACAGUCCUUCGCCGGGCCAUUGUUUCGAUAACAGCAACAAAGAAUUCCAUUCUAUUAACAAUAAGAAAGAAUCGCAUCCUAGGUUGAAACUAUGCGAAGGAGCCAAACUAGGCGUAUCAGCAGUUUUCCCAUCUUCCACGUCAACCGGGCUCGACUCGGUGAAUCUUACGAGCAGUAACAACCGAACCAAAGUUCUAAACUCCAAACAACUUAACAUGAGCCUCCUCAGCGGAGGGACAGCACGACACAGCACCAGCACCGCCAGCAAUAUCUCCUCACCGGCCACCACCGGCUUAACCAUCCCGACAAGCAAUGCAUCGCCGGGCAGCAGCAGCCAAAAAAGCUGCACCAGCAAAACUAAUAAUAAUAAUAAUGAUAACGAGUGCCUAACCGAGCUUAAGCCAGCAAUCAAGAUGAGUUCGCCCCUUCCCUUAGAUGAGAAGGACGUUGAACAGAUUCAUCGAUUCGAAUUGGAAAUCUAAAGAAAGCUUUGCUAAAUUCACGCAAGCAGCUAGCUAAAUGAAACAACAAUCAUUAUUGUUAUUGACACAGAUUAAAUGGAUCAGCUUACAAUUGGAUCAGUCACCCACGCCAAAAUGAAGCACUGCUUUGAGUUGCAUUGCAAAAGACUUACAACCUAACCUGACGCCUUAAACCUUACUUUUACUUCUUGUACAAUACCCAAGCAAGCUUCCUGUUCGCUCCCACCAGUUAUUUGUGCACGCAAAACAAUUUUAAUAUUACCAAACUUUUCUGUAUAUUACUUCUAUUCGUAUACAAAUCAAAUCUUAUAUUGAUAUAGUUUACAUUAUUAUACAUGUGUACAGUUAAUUAUGUAUAGAGCCCCCAAACAUAUAUAGUAAAAAUUCAUCAUAGUAUUUAAGCGUAAAUACGAAGCCUAACCCGACUACGAGCAGCUUAUCCUAAUCUUUUGACAAUGGAAAGAGUGUUCGUUGAAAAACCAUAUUUGCUAACACGUAAGACGUUUUCUCACCCUUUUCUAGUAUUAAAAGCCGAUUCAAGUGUUCACACCUGCCCCACGCCAAUUUUACGAACUAUUUCUGCCCGUUUCGAUGAAGAAAACUGAAAAAUUAGACAACGUACUGUUGGGCAGACAGCCAGAACUUAGUGUUUACUCUAGAUCUGUAGGAAGUUUUAUUUAAUUCGAUUAAUUUUACCACUCCGGUGUAAUGCAGUCUAGCAAACCUAACUAUACCAGGUUCCGCCGCAAGACCUUUGUUUCCAAUUGCUACAGUAACGUGUAUUUUGGAAACGUUUAUACACAGUCUUCCCCGUCCCCUUUGUGGUUCUGUUGACUUUAUUUUUUAUCAAACAGCAAUAAAAAUGUGCAUGUUUUUGUCAAAAUA
Aedes aegypti (yellow fever mosquito) is the source of this 9452-nucleotide messenger RNA. RefSeq names its product protein outspread (gene osp). NCBI's taxonomy places the organism in Eukaryota, Metazoa, Arthropoda, Insecta, Diptera, Culicidae. Bases 1797 to 8567 code for a protein of 2256 amino acids. Gene Ontology annotation, biological process: actin filament organization. The transcript has 15 exons. Gene Ontology annotation, molecular function: actin filament binding. The record is from RefSeq and is a predicted model, not a curated record. Gene Ontology annotation, cellular component: actin cytoskeleton.